AUGGAAGCUAAGGCUAAGCCCUGGUUAGUUCUAUCUCUUCUAAUGGCUGCAAAUUGCAUGCAAUAUUAUUGUGCCCAUGCAGAACCAGUUGUGGCUUGCCUUUUCGUCUUUGGGGACUCUCUGUCUGACAGUGGAAAUAACAACAACCGUGCAACAUUAGGAAGAGCCAAUUUCAGACCAUAUGGCAUCGAUUUCCCACAAGGCCCCACAGGAAGAUUUACCAAUGGAAGAACCUCCGUUGACUUCAUUAGCGAGUUUCUGGGAUUUCUGAAACUCAUCCCACCCCAUGCAGACACUAGUAGCUCAGACGUUCUUAAGGGUGUGAACUAUGCAUCAGGAGGAGCAGGGAUAAGACCCGACAGUGGCAUGAUUGGAGGUGACAAUAUCGAUUUGGAAAAGCAGGUGAGAAAUCACUCCAGAUGCCAUGUCUAUGCAUCAGAGAAAUGGAUCUUGUUUCCCUGUGUUGCGAAUGUUUCAUGCUGCCCAUCACCUUGUUUAGCUAAUAGAACACCAUGUCAGAAUAGAAGUGAAUACGUAUUUUGGGAUGGAUUGCAUCCCACAGAAGCUGCCAACAGAAUCACUGCACACAGAUCAUAUAAUGACAUCAUGGGACUUGUUCACUCCUCAAUUUAAACUACGACACCUUCUUGAAUACAUGAGAUAUGUUCGCGAAAAUAGAAAAAUACAUUGUAUAUAAUAAGUCUAUUA
Messenger RNA from Vigna unguiculata (cowpea), 708 nucleotides. Its product is annotated as GDSL esterase/lipase At4g18970-like. Gene Ontology annotation, molecular function: hydrolase activity, acting on ester bonds. NCBI's taxonomy places the organism in Eukaryota, Viridiplantae, Streptophyta, Magnoliopsida, Fabales, Fabaceae. The record is from RefSeq and is a predicted model, not a curated record.